Messenger RNA from Drosophila virilis, 1768 nucleotides. Its product is annotated as venom protease. The record is from RefSeq and is a predicted model, not a curated record. Lineage: Eukaryota; Metazoa; Arthropoda; Insecta; Diptera; Drosophilidae. Gene Ontology annotation, molecular function: serine-type endopeptidase activity. Gene Ontology annotation, biological process: proteolysis.
GCGAAGCUAACGCUGACAGCGACAGCGACAGCAACGUCGCAGCGCAGAGCAGGCGCAUGCGCAACUUUGGCUUGGCCAGCAGAUCGUCGGCCCGUUCGCUGGUAUCAGUCGGUUUGCAGACUUUCGCGUGUGCGGUCGAAGAAACGAGACUAAAAGAGACUAACAGAUAAAUAGAAUAAAAAAUAAAGAGAGAAAGAAACGAAAAUCUUUUAUAUUUGGACGCGACUUGUUGACAGUUUGAAUUAUGCUGAACGCUGAACGAGUGUGAAAUGUGAGAAGUAGUUCAUACAAAGCGAAUUGAAUGCAUGUGAUUAACAUAAUUAAUAAGUGUAGUGUAAAAAUUAGCAAAAAAAUUAAUAAAGAAAAAAAAACAGUCACGAAAUAUCAAGAAAACAUUCUAACGGCAACAAGGAGCACAGACGCAACAGUUUAACUGGCUCAUUAAGCUAUCAUUGCCUGUGAGCGACAACAAAUCGUUGAACAACCUGUUGAAGAUGCUGCUGCUCCACUUACAUCACUGGCCAUUAGCAUUGGCCAUCACUUCCUGCAUUGUCGCCGCCUCAACAAGCUUCACAACAACAACAACAACAACAACAACAACAACAGCGGCAGCAAGCACGCCAACAAGAAGAACUACAACAACAGCCACAGCAUCCUCCAUACCGGGCAAAUAUCAGGCAUAUGGAAGUCAGCAUCAGCCGAAGAAGCUGCGCGCUGGCAUUGGAGCCGCUGGCAACUCCAGCGGCGUGGAUGCCACUGGCAAUAAGCCAGUAAACCAGUUCCGGCAAAAUCCUAUCAAGAAUUGGUUUGGCGUCUUUAAUCGUAAUAAUUCGCCGCCGGCUCAAGACCAAACAGCGACAUGUUCCUGCAGAUGUGGGGAGCGCAAUGAUGAGUCGAGAAUCGUUGGGGGCACUACAGCUGGCGUCAGCGAGUAUCCCUGGAUGGCCAGACUGAGCUACUUCAAUCGAUUCUACUGCGGUGGCACGCUGAUCAACGAUCGGUAUGUGCUGACGGCGGCGCACUGCGUCAAGGGCUUCAUGUGGUUCAUGAUCAAGGUGACGUUCGGUGAGCAUGACCGAUGCAAUGACAAGGAGCGCCCGGAAACGCGCUUUGUGCUGCGCGCCUUCAGUCAGAAGUUCAGUUUCUCCAACUUUGACAAUGAUAUUGCGCUGCUCCGUCUCAACGAUCGCGUGCCGAUCACCAGCUUCAUCAGACCCAUUUGCUUGCCCCGUGUGGAGCAGCGCAACGAUUUGUUCGUGGGCACGCGCGCCAUUGCCACCGGCUGGGGCACGCUCAAGGAGGAUGGCAAACCCUCCUGCCUGCUGCAGGAGGUGGAGGUGCCAGUGCUCGACAACGAUGAGUGCGUGGCCCAAACGAACUAUACACAAAAAAUGAUCACCAAGAAUAUGAUGUGCUCUGGCUAUCCGGGGGUUGGUGGCCGGGACAGCUGUCAGGGCGACUCUGGUGGUCCUCUGGUGCGUUUGCGUCCCGACGACAAGCGCUUCGAACAGAUCGGCAUCGUCUCCUGGGGCAAUGGAUGCGCACGACCAAGUUAUCCUGGUGUCUAUACAAGGGUCACCAAAUAUCUCGACUGGAUUGUGGAGAACUCACGGGAUGGCUGUUUCUGCGACGAGGAUUACUAGGCACGCGUAUUCCAUUUCAGCUUAGUUAUACUUCUACAUAUAGUCUUAUUGCUAUGCAUAUUUUGUACUUUUAUAUAAAAGAAAACCAUACAAAACAACUGAAUAAAAUUAAUAUUGAAGUAGGU